Molecule: messenger RNA, 1167 nt
Organism: Paraphaeosphaeria sporulosa
Lineage: Eukaryota; Fungi; Ascomycota; Dothideomycetes; Pleosporales; Didymosphaeriaceae
Product: 60S ribosomal protein L8-B
Exons: 3
Coding region: 248-1033 (261 amino acids)
Biological process (GO): ribosome biogenesis
Cellular component (GO): ribonucleoprotein complex
Source: RefSeq, a predicted model, not a curated record
CUGCGACUUCGAAACUCCAUCACCAACCCCGUCGACCCUCCACUAACACAGGUAACUUGGUAAGCGCAAUCCCCCACCCACGCUCCAGCAGAUUCGUCGCAUGCUUCCGUCAUGGAAGGUAGCGAUAGUGAAAAUGGCUAGAGUGCAGAGCGGCAGUAAUGCCCUCUCAUUCUUAGAGCAGCAGGAGCUAUUUAGUGAAUGAACAUUCGCUAAUGGUUUCUCUCUCAAUGACAGCCUCGACGAUAAAAUGGCACCCAAGGCCAAGAAAGCGGCUCCCGCGCCCUUCCCUCAGGGCAAGGCUGGUACGAAGAAGACCGCCAAGAACCCCCUCCUCGAGAAGCGCCCCAAGAACUUCGGUAUCGGCCAGGACAUCCAGCCCCAGCGCAACCUCUCGCGCAUGGUGCGAUGGCCCGCGUACGUCCGUCUCCAGCGCCAGAAGAAGAUCCUCAACCUUCGGUUGAAGGUCCCUCCUUCCAUCGCUCAGUUCCAGCACGUUCUCGACCGUAACACCGCCACCCAGGCUUUCAAGCUCCUCAACAAGUACCGACCCGAGACCAAGGCCGAGAAGAAGGAACGCUUGACCAAGGAGGCCACCGCUGUCUCUGAGGGCAAGAAGAAGGAGGAUGUGUCCAAGAAGCCUUACACCGCCAAGUUCGGUUUGAACCACGUCGUUGGCCUCAUCGAGAACAAGAAGGCGUCGCUCGUGCUCAUUGCCAAUGACGUUGACCCCAUUGAGUUGGUUGUCUUCCUUCCUGCUCUCUGCCGCAAGAUGGGCGUCCCGUACGCCAUCGUCAAGGGCAAGGCCAGACUCGGUACCGUCGUUCACCAGAAAACCGCUGCCGUCCUCGCCCUCACUGAGGUCCGCUCCGAGGACAAGAGCGAGCUUUCCAAGCUCAGCUCUGCCAUCCAGGACGGAUACCUCGAGAAGCACAAGGACACCAUCCGCCACUGGGGAGGUGGUAUCAUGGGCGCCAAGGCCAACGCUCGUAUGGACAAGCGGAGGAAGGCUCUCGAGAGCGCUAUCAAGAUCUAGACGGGUCUUGAUGGAUGUGUUAGGGAGAUUAGGGAAUUUGGUGUCUUAUCAUCUGCAUGUAGCGGGCUUCGAAUACCACGGAGUUUAGGACGGCCAAAAGCAGUCAGUUUCGACUGAAGAAUUUCAUGAAUACC